UGCCAGGCCCGCCGCCGUGCGAUGAACGACGAGGCCGAGUGGCCGCCGCUCGGCGCGCCCGGCGCUCCGCCCAAGCCCGGCAGCCGGCCGCCGGGCGCAGCAGUGCAGGUCCCUGGUGGAAACGCACGCCGCGCCGCGCUGGCCAACAGCAGCGCCUCGCCGGCCCCUUCAGGAGCUGCGGCUGGCCGGCAUCCGCGCGGCGCCGUGCGCUACUCGGUCCCGGCCAGCAAGCCUGCGCCGGCGCCGCAGGCCGGGCCGUCCUCCACCUCGCCGCCGGGCCUGGUGCCGCAGCACCCGCCGGGCCUCUUCGCAGCGGUGCCGCAGCACAUGCCGCUCCAGAUGCUGCAGCAGAUGCCGCCACACCUCGCGCAGCAGAUGAGCCAGCACAUGGCGAUGCCGAUGCCGAUGCAGCUGCCGGGACAGCAGCCGCAGCACUGGCAGCCGCCGGCGCCCCUCUACGGGCCCAUGUUCGCGCCGCACGGCGGAGCGUCGAUGCCCCUGCUCGCUCAUGCGCCUCAGCAUCCAGCGUACUUCAUGCCACAGGGCGGCGGCGCGCCAUACGCGCCGUUCAGCAUGAGUCCGCCCAUUUACCCGCGCGCCGGCCAGCACAACGCCCUGCAGCCGGCACGCUCGGCCCACGGCGGGCCGCCCGGCAUCCCGCAGCUGCCGCAGGUGCAUCUCAGCGCUGCUCAAGGUCUGGGUGCGGCGCAGCAGAGGCAGAGUGCUGGCGCCUCUGCCGCGCCCAGCGAGGCUCCUUCGAAGUCGCCCACGGCCGUCUCGCGGCGCACGCCCAGCAUCUCGUCGAGUGACACGCGCAGCACGAGCAUUCUGUCGUCUCCAGCGACGGCGAGUACCGCAAGGCUCGCGCCCAGCACGGUGCUGUCGUCCACGGCGGUGUCGUCGCCCGCAGUCGACGCAGGUUCCGCGGCGACCGCCACGAUGAAGCCUGCGCCCAUCGCCACGCUGCCUGCGGGGGCGCGCGUCAGCAAGUACGCGGCACCCUUCGUGCCCGCCUCGCUGCAAGAGGUCGCCAGCGCGGCGGCGCUCGAGGUCAUCCGGCUGCCCGAGCCUGCGAGCAUCGACUGGUCGGCGUACGCAGCCUCAUUCUUGCCGCCGGACGUGCUCGACGAGGAGCACGACGCGGCCGGCGAGCCGUUUGAGGAGCCGCUCGAACGCACAGAGGAGGGCGAGAAGCUGCGCAGAGCAGGCGACGCGUGGGUCGGGCGCGGCGACGACUUUGUGCUUGGCGGGGCGCUCGAGUCGCUCAGCAACUCGCCGAGCUCCAGCCUGUCCCUCCUCUCGCCAAAAGCGACGCGCUCGCCGUCGGCCAGCUGGAAGCAGGACGGUGUCGAGUCACUCAUGACGUUCGAUCCCUGCCGGACGCCUUCGCCGCCAACGCAAGACGUCACCGAGACGGAUGCCGCUGCGCCAGAUGAGCCGCUUGACGCGCCAGACGCCGAGGAGAAGGGCUCUCCCGCCGCCGCACAAGAUGAAGCCAGCGACUGGCCUGCUGCGAGUCCCAGCAGCAAGCCGGCGACGAGCGCCUCUGCGACGCUCGCAGUCCCAGCCUUCGAGCCGAGCACCUACGCGGCGCGUCUCUCGACCCUGCUGCGAAUCGAAGUCAACGAGAAGGCGCAGCAGCUCGCGCAGCAGACGAUGUUUGCAGUUGCACUGCAGCCCUAUGUCCACAAGGGCCGGCUCGCUAAAGCUGCUGGCCUGGACGGGCUGUUCUCGAUGGAUGUGCCAGGAAUCCGCGAAGAGUACCCGCCGCUGCAGCCCGGCGGCCUUGUCCGCCUGCGUCCGCUCACGGCCGACGGCUGGCUGCACCUCGAGUUCGAGGCGCGCGUGUGGGCGCUGAGGCGCAUCGAGGGCAAGGUGCUGCUGCGCUGUCCCUCGCUGCAGCCGCGCCUGGCAGCCUACUAUCCGAGCAUCGCCGACGUGCGCUUCUGCGUCAUCUUUACGCUGAGCCAUCGCGAGUCGCUCGAGUCGCUGGCAGUGCUCGGCCGAGUGUACAAGAUCCUUGCCAAUGGCGAUCGCCCUGCGGCGACCCUGCGGCGUUGGCUGUUUCCCGUCAAGGCAGACGCCCAGGUGCAGGCGCUCGACGCUGGCAUCCGCGGUGGCGAGGAUCCUGCCUUUCCCGUCUUUGACGACACGCUCAACGACGAGCAAAAGGCUGCCGCAAACGCGAUCGCGAGGCGCCGCCACCGCAUCCCGUUUCUCAUUGCUGGCCCGCCCGGCACUGGCAAGACGCGGACGCUGACCGCCGCCGUGAUGGCCACGCUGCACUGCCAGUCGUUUGCCUCGAUCCUGCUCUGCGCGCCCUCCAACACAGCCGCGGACACACUCGCGCUGCGCCUCACAGCAGCGCUGCGGCCCGGCCAGAUGCUGCGCAUCAACGAUCCCGGACGCACGUUUGCAGAGCUGCCUGAGGCGCUCGGACCCUUCUGCCACGUGCAGGAGGCUGGCGACGGAGGGUCAAGCUUCGGCCUGCCGCCGUGGAAGAAGCUCAUGGCCGCCAGGGUCGUCGUCGCCGCCACCCAUGAUGUGCCCCUGCUGCUCCGCUGUCGCGGCGCGAGCAAUGCAGACAUCGGCCGCCUGGAUGCGGCAAUCUUGCCAGGCUUGCGACCGCGCCAGCCGCAGAGCGUCCCGCUGCACUUCACGCACCUAAUGAUCGACGAGGCCUCGCAAGGCACGGAGGCGGAUUCUCUUGCCGCGCUGCUCUGUGUGCUGCCCUCGCGUCACACGACGGCCGACUCGCCGACGGUGGUCUUGUGCGGCGAUGUUGCGCAGCUCGGCCCGCAAGUACAAUCCGCCACUGCUCGCUCAUACGGCCUGGACAUCAGCUUCCUCGAGCGGCUCACGCAGCGCGAGGUGUAUCGCACGGAGCUGCUGCGUCUCCGCCGCGCGGCGCGCGACCUGCUCGUGUCGGGGCGCUUCCGGCGCGGCAGCUCGGAACAGCCUGCAACGCUGCUGCCCAAGGCCGUGGGCCCACCAGUCACCCCGAAGCCCGAGAACUGCGCGCAGCUGGUACGCAACUACCGGCAGCGCGACCCGGUGCUUCUCGCCACGCCGUCGAGCGCAUUCUACGACGACUGUCUGCUGCCGUGCGCGGCGCCCCGCCCCGCUGGUCCGCUGCCCGUCUGGGAGGGCCUGCCGAAUCCUGGGGUGCCUCUGCUGGUGGAGCACGUCGAUGGACCCGAUGAGUGGGUGGACGAAGGCGCGUCGUGGUACAACAAGAGCGAGGAGGAGCGCGUCGUGGCGCUGUGCCGAUCGUUGACCGGCCUGCCGUGCGGCAAUGCCGGGCCCAAUGUGGCCGGGCGCGUGGUCAAGGCGUCGGAGAUCAGCGUCAUCACGCCGUUCCGCGAGCAGGUCUGGCGGAUCCGCAUCGCGCUGCGAGCCGCGCACGCCAGCCUCUCGAGCGUCUCGGUCGGCAACGUGGAGGUCGUGCAGGGCGCCGAGCACAGCGUGACUAUCAUCAGCACCGUACGGGCACGUGCGCAGUUCCUCGAGGCCGACGCGAAGCGCUCCAUGGGGCUGAUUCACGAGCGCAAGAGGAUGUGCGUGGCCAUCACGCGCUGCCAGGACGUGCUCAUCGUGCUGGGUCAUGCGCCGACGCUUGCACGCGACGAGCACUGGGCGGCGCUGCUGGAGCAUGCGAUGCGCAAGCGGGCGUACGUCGGGCCCGCGGUGCCCGGCCUCGACGCCUCGUCUGGGCGCGGCGUCAGUGCGCUCGAGGCGCUCGAGAACGACGCCGACGGCGCGGCGGAUGUAUCGGCGCGGGCACGAGCAGGCGUGUCUGGGCACGGCCUCGGCAUCUACGACCACGAGGGCGGCGACGGCGACGGGGGGCAGAGCGAGGGCGACAUGCAUGCUGCGCUCGUGGCCGGGCGCAUGGCGGCGGCGGCGCUGCUGGACGACGACGCGGGCCUGUACGACUAGACAAUGACGAAAGCUUCCUAGUG
Molecule: messenger RNA, 3962 nt
Organism: Tilletiopsis washingtonensis
Lineage: Eukaryota; Fungi; Basidiomycota; Exobasidiomycetes; Entylomatales
Product: P-loop containing nucleoside triphosphate hydrolase protein
Exons: 7
Coding region: 22-3939 (1305 amino acids)
Molecular function (GO): helicase activity
Source: RefSeq, a predicted model, not a curated record